AUGAUUGGUUUGCCGACGGAUACCAUCUAUGGUUUGGCCGUUUCGGCGACCAAUGACUGUGCGAUCAAACAGUUAUACGAUCUCAAGACACGCGACUCAUGCAAACCAAUCGCCAUCUGUGUGUCAGAUGUGCACGAAAUCGGCAAAUGGUGUGAACUGACGGUCACCGAAGAGCUGUUGGACGACUUACUUCCCGGUGCCGUCACUCUCGUCUUCAAGAGAUCUGCUCAACUCAACGCUAACCUCAAUCCGGGCCACGAGUUGGUGGGCAUCAGAAUACCCGACCAUAACUUUAUACGCGAUUUGUGUCGACUCUGCGGUCCGUUAGGUCUCACUUCGGCUAAUAUCUCGUCGGAGACCAGUUGUCUGACUGUCAAUGAGUUCAGUCAUCUGUGGCCACAGUUGGCGGCCGUCUUCGAUGGCGGCCAACUCGGGCGAUGCGAUCCGCAGCGGUUGGGCUCCACUGUCGUCGACCUCUCCGUUAAGAACUCUUUCAAAAUCAUACGAAACGGAUGCGCUCUCAACACUACACUGGAAGUGCUUCAAAACAAACACCAUUUCAUGAGAUUAUGA
This is a messenger RNA of Oppiella nova, 573 nucleotides long. The record is from the annotation of a GenBank genome assembly. Lineage: Eukaryota; Metazoa; Arthropoda; Arachnida; Sarcoptiformes; Oppiidae.